Suillus discolor is the source of this 852-nucleotide messenger RNA. RefSeq lists its product as uncharacterized. The transcript has 7 exons. The record is from RefSeq and is a predicted model, not a curated record. The annotation marks the transcript as partial. Lineage: Eukaryota; Fungi; Basidiomycota; Agaricomycetes; Boletales; Suillaceae.
GAUCCUCUCAUAUCCCACGGGCGUCACUUUGGUCGAACAGUAUUUGCACUGUGUAACUACCCCUCUCUACUCACCAAUGGUAUCCUUAGAUUAGAACAAAUGGAAGAUACUCCUCUGGAGAACUUCUUUGCUGAAGAACGACGUGAACAUUGUGUCUUUGAACAACUUUUAGAAUCUUAUCCUGGCCUUUUAGAGCGCUUACAAAAUGGGUCUGAAGAAGAAAUUCUCCACAUUGGAGAGCUAAUUGGUAAAGGAGCUGCAGGUGCGAGAGGCGAUGUCACAAAAACCCUGAAGUCUGCCAUUCUUGAUUGGAUUUCCCCACAAGGGGCAGCAAUCCAGCCCCCUUUGCACAGGAACUCAAAGAUUGAUCGCGGAUUCAACCACGAGCUUACCGGAUCACUGCUUUGUCCCGCUGGGUUGGACUGGAACAAUACAGAGUAUAGAACCUUCAGAGCGGCGAAUUGUCAGGUGUGCGGAGAUCAAUGGCCUAUUUUUUUGUUCGCCCACUAUACAUAUGAUACAGAAGACCCAUGGUGUGGGCUUCUUAGGAGCUGCUUGCUGGUAUGCGCUUACAAGCACGUCUUUACAUCCCCGAGUUCAGUCGACAAAGAACCAAAAGCCACAUGGUCCGGAAAUGCUCGUCUCCAUGGGAUAAAUUCGGUCACCAUUGCUUCUAUUGCAUAUGUUGCAACUCAGGUUCACUCCUCCUCGGUGUUCUCAUGGACCGACACUACUAUGGACUCAGAGACCUUUUACCAUAGCCUCCUUGACCUUUUCGAGGAGCUGCUGACAUGGUGGAAUCGUCAGGUCUUCCCUACUUCCUCUGCUGCCAAACGAUCAGUUAGCAGCUAA